UUCUUGAAGAGCAAGCUAAAGCUACUGCUGCAAUGGCAAAGCUAAUUUUGUUGUGCCUGAAAUUUAUGAUGUUAUGCGGCACUCUCGAAGCUGUGUUUGAGGAUCAAGUAGGGAAAUUUGACUGGAGGCAGCAAUAUGUUGGCAAGGUUCGCUUCUCCCAUUUUGACACACAUAUGCAGUCAUCCAAAAAGGUGCUGCUAGCAACAGAGAAUAAUGUCUUUGCCUCACUCAACACCAGAACUGGAGAACUCUUCUGGCGACAUGUUGAUAAGACUGGGCCAGAGGGAACCAUUGACGCUCUUCUGCAACAUGGACAAGAUGCGGUGCUGGUGGUUGGAAAUGGUCGCUUGCUGCGCUCAUGGGAGAUAAAUAUUGGUGGUUUGAACUGGGAGAUUGUGCUCGACUCUGGCAGUUUCCAGUCGGCAUGUUUGGUUGGACAGCAAGAUACUGUAAAACACGUGGCUGUUUUGAAGAAGAGUGUCAUCUCUCUCCAUUACCUCUCUAAUGGUCAUCAAAAGUGGAUAGAGAAUCUACCAGAAAGUGAAACCGUAGAUUACCAGGCUGUAUACUCUGGUGGAAAUGGUGAAGUGUAUGUACUGGGAGUUGUUCCUCAUUCCCACAUUGCCAUUGUGGCUUACAGUGUGGAGGAUGGAGAGAUAAUCAAGCAGAUCUCAGUGGAAGCUCCGUGGCUGUCCAACAUACAGGCCAGCUGUGCGGUUAUCAGCCAGGGGAUGUUGACAUGUGUGGACUCCACAACUGUAUCUCUGUACAUGCUUGACUUGCAUGUACAGGCACAGAUGACCCAGAUCCCCCUGCAGUCACUGGGACUUGAAGUCACCCCUGGCUUCCAGCCAGUACUGGUGUCUGCCCAGCCCAACCCAGCUCGCCCUCCGCUGUCAGAGUUCCUCCUUCAGCUCGGGCCUGAACACCACCUGCUUCUGCAGCUCAACAAUGGUCAGAUAGUUACACUGAGGGAUUUCAAGCCUGCCAUGCUGGUUUCAUUUGCUACCACUGGAGAAAAGACUGUUGCUGCUGUCAUGACGCCCAAGAAUAAAACUGCUUGCAGUCUCAACCUCUUUAGUGCAGAAACUGGACGCAGACUUCUAGACACAACACUGAUUUUUAAUAUGGAUCCUAACGGUGGGAAACCAGAGAGGCUGUAUGUACAAGCAUUCCUGAAGAAGGACGAUUCUGUGGGUUACAGGGUGAUGGUGCAGACAGAAGACCACACGCUCACUUUCAUACAACAGCCAGGGCGUGUAAUGUGGACGAGAGAGGAGGCCCUGUCAGAUGUGGUGACAAUGGAAAUGGUGGAUCUGCCUCUCACAGGAACGCAGGCAGAGCUGGAGGGAGAGUUUGGCAAAAAGGCUGACGGCCUGAUGUCCAUGGUGCUGAAGAGGCUCUCCUCUCAGCUCAUCUUACUGCAGGCCUGGAUCGCCCACCUCUGGAAGCUCUUCUACGAUGCGCGGAAGCCUCGCAGUCAAGUCAAAAAUGACGUGACCAUCGAGAACCUGUCCAGAGACGAGUUCAACCUGCAGAAGAUGAUGGUUAUGGUUACUGCAUCUGGGAAGCUCUUUGGGAUUGACAGCAAGACCGGCAGUAUUUUGUGGAGGCACUACCUGGACAAUGUCCCAUCUAAUGCAGCUUUCAAACUAAUGGUGCAACGGACCACUGCACACUUCCCUCACCCGCCACAGUGCACGCUGCUCAUCAAAGACAAGGACACAGGUCUGGCAACGCUGCAUGUAUUUAAUCCCAUCUUUGGAAAGAAGAGUCACAUCACCCCGCCUGCUCUGCCUCAGCCGAUACUUCAGUCACUCAUGCUGCCUCUCAUGGACCAGGAUUAUGCCAAGGUCCUUCUUCUUGUUGAUGACCAGUACAAGGUGUCUGCUUUCCCCUCUACGAAGAAUGUGCUACAGCAGCUCCAGGAGAUGGCCUCAUCCAUAUUCUUUUACCUUGUUGACUCCAGCCAGGGAAAACUUUCUGGCUACAGGCUACGAACGGACUUGUCAACCGAGCUGAUCUGGGAGAUUGUCAUCCCAACCGAGGUACAGAAGAUUGUCUCGGUCAAAGGGAAAAGGCCCAAUGAGCAUGUGCACUCCCAGGGCAGAGUAAUGGGAGACCGUAGUGUGCUCUAUAAGUACCUGAACCCCAAUCUACUGGCUGUGGUGACUGAGAGCACAGACUUGCAUCAGGAGCGAAGCUUUAUCGGGAUCCUCCUGAUCGAUGGCGUCACUGGUCGCAUCAUCCACGAGGCUGUUCAGAGAAAAGCCAGAGGACCGGUGCAUGUUGUGCACUCUGAAAACUGGGUGGUGUACGAAUACUGGAGCACCAAGUCUCGCAGGAACGAGUUCUCUGUAAUUGAGCUGUAUGAAGGGAUGGAACUCUACAACAGCACAGUGUUCAGCUCUCUGGAUCGGCCACAUGCCCCUCAGGUGCUCCAGCAGUCUUACAUUUUCCCCUCUUCCAUUUCUACCAUGGAGGCCACACUGACCGAGAAGGGCAUCACCAGCCGCCAUCUGCUCAUUGGCUUGCCGUCUGGAGGGAUUUUGUCAUUACCCAAGAUGUUCCUUGACCCUCGGAGGCCAGAAAUUGUAUCUGAGCAAAGCCGGGAAGAGAACCUGAUACCAUACGCACCAGAGCUGCUGAUCCGCACAGAGUGGUUCAUCAACUACAAUCAAACUAUAUCAAGAGUGCGAGGAAUUUACACCGCCCCCUCUGGACUGGAGUCAACCUGCUUGGUGGUGGCAUACGGUCUCGACAUCUACCAGACACGUGUCUAUCCCUCAAAGCAGUUCGACGUACUAAAAGACGACUACGAUUACAUGCUGAUCAGCAGCGUUCUCUUUGCCCUUUUCUUCGCCACCAUGAUCAGCAAACGCCUGGCAGAAGUCAAACUGCUCAACCGGGCCUGGCGGUAAAGCAAUCGUCAAAAAUCCCAUCUCUUACAGCCCCGAGGCUGCACGAAGGACCUCGGCCCGAGGAGAUGAGGCGGCUGAGGCUGCGC
Molecule: messenger RNA, 3007 nt
Organism: Epinephelus moara (kelp grouper)
Lineage: Eukaryota; Metazoa; Chordata; Actinopteri; Perciformes; Serranidae
Gene: emc1
Product: ER membrane protein complex subunit 1
Exons: 22
Coding region: 33-2921 (962 amino acids)
Biological process (GO): protein folding in endoplasmic reticulum
Cellular component (GO): EMC complex
Molecular function (GO): protein binding
Source: RefSeq, a predicted model, not a curated record